Messenger RNA from Cheilinus undulatus (humphead wrasse), 2206 nucleotides. It is a transcript of the gene glra4a, whose product is annotated as glycine receptor, alpha 4a. The record is from RefSeq and is a predicted model, not a curated record. Gene Ontology annotation, cellular component: neuron projection; plasma membrane; synapse. Bases 198 to 1574 code for a protein of 458 amino acids. The transcript has 9 exons. Gene Ontology annotation, molecular function: chloride channel activity; glycine binding; transmembrane signaling receptor activity. Gene Ontology annotation, biological process: nervous system process; chemical synaptic transmission; regulation of membrane potential. NCBI's taxonomy places the organism in Eukaryota, Metazoa, Chordata, Actinopteri, Labriformes, Labridae.
GACUUGGAGGGAGGGGGAGAAGUUUCCCCAAAGACGCGCUUGGAUCGCAGAGAGAGAGAGAGAGAGAGAGAGAGAGAGACGAUGCCUUCCUCCGCCAGCCGAGUCUCACAAGCUGCUCAGUGGAUUUGCUGAUUUCCUGAAUUUAUUUUUUUCUGCAAGUUAUUCAACGGGACUGAGGAGAGAUUUUGAGCCAGAGGAUGCUCCCACAGGUCAUUCGGAUUCUGUAUGUCUUGUCUUUCUGCUUUUUCCAAGGAGGCUUUAUCAGACUGAGCUCCUGUAAGGAGGAGAUAAAGCCCCCCAGCAGGGCAGGACCACAGCUGUCGCCUUCUGACUUCCUGGACAAGCUCAUGGGGAAAACAUCAGGAUAUGAUGCCCGCAUCAGACCCAACUUCAAAGGCCCACCAGUGAAUGUCACCUGUAACAUUUUCAUCAACUCCUUUGGGUCCAUCACAGAAACAACAAUGGACUACAGGCUCAACGUAUUUCUACGGCAGAAAUGGAAUGACCCCCGGCUGGCAUACAGCGAGUACCCAGAUGACUCCCUUGAUCUGGAUCCGUCCAUGUUGGAUUCUAUCUGGAAGCCUGAUUUAUUCUUUGCAAACGAGAAAGGAGCCAAUUUCCACGAGGUUACCACUGAUAACAAGCUGCUGCGGAUUUUCCAAGAUGGCAGCGUUCUGUACAGCAUCAGGCUGACUCUUACCCUGUCCUGCCCUAUGGACUUGAAGAAUUUCCCCAUGGACAUUCAGACCUGUACCAUGCAGCUCGAGAGCUUUGGUUACACCAUGAAUGACCUGAUCUUCGAGUGGUUGUCCGAGAACCCUGUUCAGGUGGCUGACGAUCUCACCCUUCCCCAGUUUGUGCUGAAAGAGGAGAAGGAUUUGGGCUACUGCACGAAGUACUACAACACAGGUAAAUUCACCUGCAUCGAGGUGAAGUUCCACCUGGAACGUCAGAUGGGCUACUACCUAAUCCAGAUGUACAUCCCCUCCCUCCUCAUCGUCAUCCUGUCUUGGGUGUCUUUCUGGAUAAACAUGGACGCUGCACCAGCCAGGGUGGGUCUGGGCAUCACCACAGUGCUGACCAUGACCACACAGAGCUCUGGUUCAAGAGCAUCUCUGCCAAAGGUGUCUUAUGUGAAGGCCAUUGACAUUUGGAUGGCGGUGUGCCUUCUCUUUGUGUUUGCCGCCCUGCUGGAGUACGCUGCCGUUAACUUCGUCUCGAGGCAACACAAGGAGUUCAUCAGGCUGAGGAAAAAGCAGCGGCAGCAGAGAAUAGAGGAGGAACUGGUGAGGGAGAGCCGCGGUUUUUACUUCCGAGGUUACGGACUCGGUCACUGCCUGCAGACUAAAGACGGCACCGCCGUUGAGGGGUCCACCGUCUUCACGCCUCCUCCCCCGCCUCCUCCGGUCACCAUGUACGAUGGCGAGAUGCUUCACAAGCGCUUUGUAGACCGGGCUAAACGCAUCGACACCAUCUCCAGAGCCGUGUUUCCCCUGAGCUUCCUCAUAUUCAACAUCUUCUACUGGGUCACCUACAAAGUGCUGCGACACGAGGACAUCCAUGCUAAUUUGUAAAAAAACGCUCUCUGCUACAGUUUAGGGGUUUUUCUUCUCACAACCAAAACUGCCUGUCAGAGCUACAUAACAGUGAAGAAAUGUGUCGAGAGGCUUUAUCCGCUUCUUAAAACAACUGCUGAAAACUUUGUGCUCAGGUGUGUCUUCAGGAUCUCAGACGAGGAGCGAUUAAACCGAAAGAGGAGGUUAAGCUGCCUGGAUCCAGGCUGGUGUUGUUUGUUCAUGUUUUUUUUGUCUUGGCUUCUGAUUCGUGCGGAUUACAACAGAGACAAAACACUGCUGGUACUUUGUGGGUUCAUGACAUUUACUUGAGAGUUCAGAGAAGUUGGUGUUGAUCCUGGCUGGAUGAGAUAUACUGACUUGAAUUUUGACACUAAGCAUCUUUGAAUGAAUGUUUUUGAAAAUUUAAAAGAUUAUGGAGUUUUUUACACCUUUAGAUUACUAACGGGGUAUAAAUGGGAGCAACGGGGAGGAAUGGGUAUUUGAUAUUUAUUAAUAUUCAACAAGUGGUGAUAAUUAAAUUUAGAUUAUAUAUAACGGUGUAUAAAGUGUACAUAAGCAAAGCGCUUCAUUAAAACUGCACAAAGCACAAAUAUGUAUUUCCUUUUGUCUAAAUUUAAAUAAAUUGUUAU